Rubroshorea leprosula is the source of this 963-nucleotide messenger RNA. Lineage: Eukaryota; Viridiplantae; Streptophyta; Magnoliopsida; Malvales; Dipterocarpaceae. The record is from the annotation of a GenBank genome assembly.
CACCAAAAAUUCCAACAUGCUAUCAGAGCUUCAAUGAUCUUGAGGGACCUCUGAGAGUGAUUUUGAGAGAACUCCUGUGUGUCUCCCUUAUCCUCCAAGUCCCUUCCUUCUUUGACCAAAAAUUCCAACAUGGUAUCAGAGCUUCAAUGACCUUGAGGGACCUCUGAGAGUGAGUUUGAGUGAACACCAAAAAAUUCCAACAGAAGGUAGCAAAGGAAGCUCACAUACCUAGCAGUUCCACAGUUGAGAGAAAGAAGGUUCCAUGGACAAUUGAGCAAGAACAGAUGCUUAGGGAGGGACUAAGCAAGUUCUCAAGUACAGCUGGUGGUAACAUUCCAUGGAAGGAAAUUCUGGACCUUGGUUCUUCAGUGUUUCUUAACUGCCGAACUUCAGUGGACCAGAAGGAUAAAUGGAGAAACAUAAGCUCAUUUUCUGAGGGAAGAGGUGGUAUAUUUGCUGGUGGGGGCAUUGUCCAUAUCUGGGAGGAAUCAAAUCUCAUCCUAAGCAGGAAAAAGGGGUGUAAUUGCACCAAACCAGAAGUCCUUCUUCAGUCCGCGUCUGCACUUCGAGAUGACCUGCAAAGGCCCGAGGUGGAACUCAGGGUAGACACUCCGAUGCUUAAGUCAUCAAUAAUCGGGGCUACCUUUAGGGCGGAGAUAAAGAGAGCUUAGGGUUGGUUUCAAUUACCUUUUGACGUGGCCUGGGGGGUAUUUAUAGGGUCCGAUGAGGAACCCACGUGGCAUACCAAGCAAGAUAAUCGGAGCCUGACGUGUCUAUUCAAACGAUUAUUCCGGGACCAGGAAAUUGAGAAGUAUUCAGAUGCACGGGCGUCCACCAUACCUGAUGUGCUGCUCAUCAUAAGGAAUCAAGUGCGGGUAUGCUUAAUCAGAUUGUUAUGCAGCUAUUUCAACGGGAGGCUUUGGAUUUAUCUUUCACUUCGGUCGUAAAGGAAUUACUGUAGCA